This is a messenger RNA of Sesamum indicum (sesame), 2349 nucleotides long. Its product is annotated as galactinol--sucrose galactosyltransferase. NCBI's taxonomy places the organism in Eukaryota, Viridiplantae, Streptophyta, Magnoliopsida, Lamiales, Pedaliaceae. The record is from RefSeq and is a predicted model, not a curated record. Gene Ontology annotation, molecular function: galactinol-sucrose galactosyltransferase activity.
AUGGCUCCUAGCUUGAGCAAGAAUGAGGUAGGAUUCUCAGAUGGGCUAGCUCAAGAUGGAAAGCCAUCGUCAAUCACCCUUGACGGCUCACAAUUUCUGGCCAAUGGCCAUCCAAUUCUCACCCAAGUCCCUACCAAUAUCACUGCCACACCAUUCCCCUUCAUUUCCAAAGCCUUGACCAAGAAUGUUCUCGGCUGCUUCCUCGGCUUCAAUGCCGAUGAGCCAAGGAGCCGACACGUGGUCCCUAUUGGCAAGCUAAGAGACAUAAGGUUCAUGAGCAUAUUUAGAUUUAAGGUGUGGUGGACUACUCAUUGGAUUGGAAAUAGUGGCAAAGAUGUAGAGAACGAGACACAGAUGAUGAUUCUUGAUAAAUCUAACUUUGGACGCCCUUACGUUUUGCUACUUCCACUCAUUGAGGGGGCCUUCAGGGCUUCGCUGCAGCAGGGCUUGGAUGAUAACUUGGAUAUCUGUGUGGAGAGUGGGUCCACUAAAGUCCAGAGCUCAAAAUACAGGAGCUGCUUGUAUAUGCACGUUGGGGACGACCCAUAUCGAUUGGUGAAGGACGCCAUGCAAGUCAUUAGGGUCCACUUAGGGACCUUUAAACUUGUCGAGGAAAAGUGUCCUCCAGAAAUAGUAGACAAAUUCGGAUGGUGCACUUGGGACGCGUUUUACUUGAAAGUACACCCAAAAGGUGUGUGGGAUGGGGUGAAAGGCCUCACGGAAGGUGGAUGCCCUCCAGGACUAGUCAUAAUAGACGAUGGGUGGCAAUCUAUAUGCCACGACGAUGACCCCAUCACAGAUCAAGAAGGCAUGAAUAGGACAUCUGCGGGCGAACAUAUGCCAUGUAGGCUAAUAAAAUUUGACGAAAAUCAUAAAUUUCGAAAUUACUCUUGUCCCAAAGUACCCUCUCAGAAGGGCAUGGGUGCGUUUGUGAGUGAUCUUAAGAACGAAUUCAAGAGUGUCAAACACGUCUACGUAUGGCAUGCUUUAUGUGGAUAUUGGGGCGGGGUUAGGCCGAAUGUCCCACAAAUGCCCGAGUCUAGGGUCAUACGGCCUAAGUUGUCACCGGGACUAGGGAUGACGAUGGAGGACUUGGCCGUGGACAAAAUUGUCAAUAAUGGGGUGGGCCUAGUCCCACCGGAGAAGGCGCAAGAAUUGUUUGAAGGGCUGCACUCGCACCUGAAAUCAGCUGGAAUUGAUGGCGUCAAGGUGGAUGUGAUACAUUUGCUGGAAAUGCUGUCCGAAGAUUAUGGAGGUAGAGUGGAGCUUGCAAGAGCAUACUAUAAGGCUUUGACAGCUUCGGUGAGGAAGCACUUCCAGGGAAAUGGGGUCAUAGCCAGCAUGGAACAUUGCAAUGAUUUCAUGUUUCUUGGAACCGAGGCUAUCGCUUUAGGCCGUGUUGGGGAUGACUUCUGGUGCAGUGAUCCAUCAGGAGAUCCGAAUGGUACGUUCUGGCUUCAAGGGUGUCACAUGGUGCACUGCGCCUACAACAGCUUAUGGAUGGCCAACUUCAUUCAUCCGGACUGGGACAUGUUCCAGUCCACACAUCCCUGCGCAGAAUUUCACGCAGCAUCCAGGGCUAUUUCCGGGGGUCCGAUAUACGUUAGCGACUCUGUCGGAAAACACGACUUCGAGCUGCUCAAACGCUUGGUUUUGCCGGAUGGGACCGUCCUCCGGUGCCAACAUUACGCGCUUCCGACAAGGGUUUGCCUGUUUGAAGAUCCAUUCCAUGAUGGGAAGACCAUGCUCAAGAUUUGGAACCUCAACAAGUUGACAGGUGUUAUAGGAGCAUUCAACUGUCAAGGAGGGGGCUGGUGCCCUAAUGCAAGGAGGAACAAGAGUGCUCCUCAAUUCUCAGUCAAUGUGACCUGUUUGGUUAGCCCUAAUGACAUUGAGUGGACUAAUAAUGCCAAAAACCUCAAAAUCCCCUUGAAAGGAAUCCAUCAUUUUGCUGUUUACAAGUACAAACAAAGGAAGCUAAGCCUCUUGAAGGCCUCAGAAACCCUAGAAAUCUCCCUACCUCCGUUCGAGUACGAGCUCUUCACCGUCUCCCCCGUGAACGUGCUAACUAGAAAAACGGUGCAAUUUGCACCGAUCGGACUAGUGAACAUGCUCAACUCAGGGGGUGCUAUUGAGUCGCUUGAGUAUGAUAGCAACGGAAGUUUGGUAAGAGUUGGGGUGAGGGGAGCGGGAGAGAUGAGGAUUUUUGCAUCGAGGGAACCAUUAUCCUGCAGCAUUAAUGGUGUGAAUAUAGAGUUCAAUUACGAUGAAAAUAUGGUCGUCGUCCAAGUUCCAUGGCCUAAUUCAUCGAAAUCAUGUGUGGUUGAGUAUGCAUUCUAAGCUUCAUCA